Molecule: messenger RNA, 1386 nt
Organism: Neospora caninum
Lineage: Eukaryota; Apicomplexa; Conoidasida; Eucoccidiorida; Sarcocystidae
Exons: 3
Coding region: 1-1386 (461 amino acids)
Source: RefSeq, a predicted model, not a curated record
AUGGAGCUGUCGGGAAGUUCGACGUGUCUGACAAAGAACGAGGAUCUCCAGUACGCCAUCAAGCGGAUCUUGAAGCAACACCAGAGAGAGUGCGAAGACGCAGCUGAGUUUGGGAAGGCACGCGAGGCACAGGCGGCUCUUAAUGAGUUGCAGUACCGGUGUGAAUUCGAGAGUCUUUGUCGCCUUUUCUGCUAUCAGUACCAGCAGCUUUCUGACGCCGACGAGGCGCACAGAAACCAGCUCCACUCGCUGGAGACGCAGUGGAAAACUGUGCAGCUACCGGCGCUCGUCGACAGAAUUCGAAAAUGGAAGUCGCAGUUGCAGGCAAGACAAAGCGCAGAACGCCAGAGUUUCUCCUGGCAAGAAGCCGGAGAAGACAGCAAAUCGAAGCCGAAAUUCAAGAAGGAGGCGUUCGACCUGCAAAAGAAAAUGCAGUACCUCGGCCAUCAAGGACGCUACGACGAAGCAGAGGAGCUGCAGCGGCGACUCGAGGCUCAGCAGCGUUUGGACGCGCAGGAACACGAAGCGUCUCGGCAAGCUCGCCGCGAACGGCAGGCUGCCAGACUAACAGAGACGCACGAGGCCGAGCGCGCUGCGUUUGAAAGCAAAGUCGAGCGUCUAACUGAGUAUUACAACCGACAAAAUGCCGCGAUGGUCGAGACGCUCCGGAGAAAACACCAGGGACUCCGAAAGAGUAUCACGCAUGUGCAAGGCCUGGAGCUACAGAAGGCCCUGUAUGCGCUGAAGUGCCUGAAGCCCGAUGAAGGCGUAUGCCUCGUGUGCUCCGCUGUCUCCACGCACAUUCGCCGAGUCGAGAAGGCACAGUGUGAGACCCAGGAGGCUCCUGAAGACAACCACCCCACAGUGUUUCCUUCCCCGCGGGGACUGUCUCUUCCUGUCUCUGCCACUGGAGGCUCGCUCCGAGCCCCAAGCUCGCAGGCGUCGCCGCGGCCUUCAGCUUCGCCUGUGCUGGGGAGAAUCGAGACGCCGCAAAAGAAGAGCCAGAGUUCUCUUCCACCGGUGCUCGACUGGCGCACGUCGCCUGUUUCUCUCGGAUCUCGCAGAUGUGCCAGCGAAGCGGCAAGCCAGAGAAGUCCUAAAGCCAUGCGGUCUCGGAUAGCCACUAAGCCCUUCCAGCUCUUGGCGUCUCCACGCACAGCGCGAGAAUACACUGAGAAGAGAAGACCCCCAGGCGGGGUCGGGAAAAAGGGGACAGUCGCUGCCGCCUCGGCUCGAGGGAGAUCCGAGGCGGAACACGGGCGGCGCGGAAAGCAAAAGCUACCCCCGACUGUGGGAGACGGACUCCACAAAGAAAUCCUGAACUGCUGGAAGGAAGCGGCAGAGAAAGUCAUCAAAGACCGAAAGUCCUCCGCUUCCCUUCGGUAA